AUGCCCCGCAGUCGUCGAUCUAAAAAUACCUCGGCCGUCGACAAUCCACCGUCUCCUCCUUGGUCCGAGAAGAACGGAUCGGUCGCCGACCAGCAGCAGCAUGGACCACCGCCAGUGACGACUUCUCCAGCCAGCUCUUCGGCCAGUCCUCAUCCUGCCGACCCCAUUCAGCCGUCGCCGGGUUGGGACGAGGACGAGGAGAUGCCAGAAGAGACGACGCAUACUGUUGACAGCGAGAAACCCUUGCCGCGUGCAGGCUACGCCGCAGGGGCUGGCGGCUACAACAGUCUCAAAUCGUACAAAGGCCAGGUCUACUCUGGAAUGGCGGUCGGCGGCUCCCACACGUGGAAUUACGAUCCGGGCGUCUGGAAGGAGACGAAAGAAGAGCCGGAUCUGUGGAGGAUCAACUACCGGACGAACAAGCGGCGGGCGAAGAAUGCCCCCGAUGGAAGUGGUGCGCCCGUCGGGACAGAGUACCACUGGCUGAUUGUCGGUCAUCAGUUCGUUAAGAAGAUCGACGCCAAUACCUACGAGACCAACCUUACGGGCUCCAAAUACAAACUGGCGUACAAGUCCGCCUCGUCGAACGCAUGGUCGAUCCCGACGGUGAAGAAGCAACGCGACCGAGAAAUCGAGCUGCUGGAGGACGCCCGACAGCGGGUGCAAGGGCUGCCGCCUGUGUUGGCAUCCGAGAAGGUCAAGGUCGAGAAGCACGAAAAGGGCCAGCAGAAGCUCGAUCGCAUGUUCUCCAAACAGGGAUCAACAGGCACGGGAAGUAAAAAAAGAAAGAUCGACGACGAUGAGGGCGUAUGA
Aspergillus terreus NIH2624 is the source of this 813-nucleotide messenger RNA. RefSeq lists its product as uncharacterized. The transcript is spliced from 2 exons. Lineage: Eukaryota; Fungi; Ascomycota; Eurotiomycetes; Eurotiales; Aspergillaceae. The record is from RefSeq and is a predicted model, not a curated record. Bases 1 to 813 code for a protein of 270 amino acids.